Ostertagia ostertagi is the source of this 372-nucleotide messenger RNA. Lineage: Eukaryota; Metazoa; Nematoda; Chromadorea; Rhabditida; Trichostrongylidae. The record is from the annotation of a GenBank genome assembly.
AAGUCCCCUCACUCUUUGGAGAUUCAAGCUUCUACUCAUGUACAUCGCUACUAUACAGAUUCUGACAGCAGUCAUAGCCGUGGUAUUACAGGGAAGGUUCUACCUUAUACUCAAUCAAUGGACUUCGACAAUCUUAUGAAUGUGACUAUACGUGAACAUCCUGGACAACACUUAGAGGAGUAUGGAGAAUUCGGAGGCUUCAUAUCAUCAGAUGGCGUACAGAUGAUCGCUUAUGUAGUGAUUUCGUUCACUAUCGUUACAUCAUCGCCAAUUAUUAUUGUUUGCCUCAAGCAUCUCAUGCUAAAAGAGCUUCACAAAUCACAAGAGGAGCACUCAGAGACAGUCAAGAAUAUUUCCAAACUUUUCAUGAAG